This is a messenger RNA of Colletotrichum lupini, 270 nucleotides long. RefSeq lists its product as uncharacterized. Lineage: Eukaryota; Fungi; Ascomycota; Sordariomycetes; Glomerellales; Glomerellaceae. Bases 1 to 270 code for a protein of 89 amino acids. The transcript is spliced from 2 exons. The record is from RefSeq and is a predicted model, not a curated record.
AUGCCUUCAGCUUUCCCCGUCAUCCGAAAAAACCUCGCAACCUUCGAGUAUCUCAUGACCAGGCCUGUCCCAGAAAAGCAGCUCAACCACAUAGAUGGUGUUACACCCCCAGGGCCUCGGACGAAUUUGCAAUGCACAGACUCUGUUGCCUUUUCUUUCAUGCGCCUCAAGCCUCCUCUGUCUAGACGUGUGCCCCUCUCUGAAGAGGACGAGGAAAUGAUACAAAGAAGGAUAGAGAAUGAUAUGGAGGGCAAAUUUGAGGCCUCAUGA